Seriola aureovittata is the source of this 5955-nucleotide messenger RNA. Its product is annotated as protein HIRA. The coding region runs from base 213 to 3272 and encodes 1019 amino acids. Gene Ontology annotation, molecular function: protein binding; nucleosome binding. Gene Ontology annotation, cellular component: HIR complex; nucleus. The record is from RefSeq and is a predicted model, not a curated record. Gene Ontology annotation, biological process: regulation of DNA-templated transcription; DNA-templated transcription; chromatin remodeling. NCBI's taxonomy places the organism in Eukaryota, Metazoa, Chordata, Actinopteri, Carangiformes, Carangidae. The transcript is spliced from 25 exons.
CGCCUCCGGUGUGCUGCCGCUGCCGCUCGGGCUCGGAGACUUGGGGAUGCUGCUGCUGCGGAGAUGGAGUUGAACCACAAAAACAGCAAAGUGUCGGGCAGAGUUUGAGACAAAGGGAGGGGGGUUAGCGGCAGUUCUCCAGCUGAACUGACCGCUGGAUGGGCUUUCGUUGAAAAUAAGACCGGUGGACGUUUUUAAAAAUCGGCUUGAAAAUGAAGCUGCUGAAGCCGAGCUGGGUGAGCCACAACGGCAAACCCAUAUUUUCAGUUGACAUUCACCCUGAUGGGACAAAAUUUGCAACUGGCGGACAAGGAGAGGAUUCUGGAAAGGUGAUGAUCUGGAACAUGGCGCCGGUCCUCAGAGAGGAGGACGAGAAGAACGAGAAUAUUCCCAAAAUGCUUUGCCAGAUGGACAAUCACCUAGCUUGUGUCAACUGUGUGCGCUGGUCCAACAAUGGGCUGUACCUGGCAUCAGGAGGAGACGACAAGCUGGUCAUGGUGUGGAGGAGAGCGGCCUUCAUCGGCCCGAGCACCGUGUUCGGGUCGAGCAGUAAGCUGGCUAAUGUGGAGCAGUGGAGGUGUGUCACCAUCCUGAGGAAUCACACUGGAGAUGUGAUGGACGUGGCCUGGUCGCCUCAUGACAUGUGGCUGGCCUCCUGCAGCGUCGACAACACCAUCGUCAUCUGGAAUGCUCGCAAAUUCCCAGAGAUGGUGACUUGUCUGCGAGGACACACUGGGCUGGUUAAAGGUCUGACGUGGGACCCAGUAGGGAAAUACAUCGCCUCCCAGGCCGACGACCACAGCCUCAAAGUGUGGAGGACGGUGGACUGGCAGAUGGAGGCCAACAUCACCAAACCCUUCAGCGAGUGCGGCGGGACGACCCACGUCCUGCGUCUGUCCUGGUCUCCGGACGGUCAGUACCUGGUGUCGGCUCACGCCAUGAACAACUCGGGCCCCACAGCUCAGAUCGUGGAGAGAGACGGCUGGAAGACCAACAUGGACUUUGUGGGCCACCGUAAAGCCGUCACCGUGGUGAAAUUCAACCCAAAGAUCUUCAAGAAGAAGCAGAAGAACGGCAGCUCUCCUAAACCCAGCUGUCCGUACUGCUGCUGCGCUGUGGGCAGCAAAGACCGAUCGCUCUCCGUCUGGCUGACCUCACUGAAGCGCCCUCUGGUGGUCAUUCAUGAUCUUUUUGAUAAAUCAAUUAUGGACAUCUCCUGGACUCUGACAGGUCUGGGGAUGUUGGUGUGCUCGAUGGACGGCACUGUGGCCUAUCUGGACUUCUCGCUGGACGAGCUGGGAGACCCGCUGAGCGAGGAGGAGAAGAACAGCAUCCACCAGAACAUCUACGGUAAGAGUCUGGCUAUAACCAGCACCGAGGCGCAGCUCUCCACCACCAUCAUCGAGAACCCCGAGAUGCUCAAAUACCAGCAGGAGCGACAGAACUCGGCCCAGGCCAACUCAGGACCGGGCAACGCCGGGCCCGAGUCCUCCGCCCCCAAACUCAACAGCGUGAUGAACGGAGAGUCUCUGGAGGACAUCAGGAAGAACCUUCUGAAGAAGCAAGUGGAGACGAGAACGGCGGACGGCAGAAGACGAAUCACACCGCUGUGCAUCGCUCAGCUGGACACGGGGGAUUUCUCUCCGGCUCUGUUCAACAGCGUUCCCAUCCUGCCCUCGGGCUCCUCCAUGUCCAGUCAGCUCACCCCUCAGCUCAGCUCCGACUCCAGCCCGGGACAGGCCUCCUCUCUGGGGCUGAGGCCCAGCCACGACCCCAUGCUCACCUCACCUCCAGCCGGCAGCGCCGCCAAAGGCCUGGAAGACAACAAGGACGGAGUGAAAUCCAGUCUGCUGCUCACUUCUGCCUCCAAGAUCGAGCCAAUGAAAGCUUUGGACUCCAGGUUCACAGAGAGGUCAAAGGCCACGCCGGGUGUCACAGCCGCCAUCUCCUCCACCGCGGGACUCACGCCUCUAGACAGGACAAAAGACGCCCUCUCCUCCCUGAAAGACGUGAAAUCCAAAGAAGAGACCAGCAGCGAUAGCGAGGACAAGAUGGCCGCCAUCAACAAAAACCUGGCGUUUGGCAAGAGGAAACCGGAGCUGCUGAUGGAUGGAGGAGAGGUGGUGGAGAAGAGGAAGAAAGGACGACCCAGGAAAGAGAAGAUGGCCGCUACCAUCGCCCAACCCUUCACUCAGAUAACUCCUCCAGCGGAGCGGGAGCCCAGCAGGGUGGCGGCUCCUCCGGCUCCCGUAGCUGUCCUCAAACUCCCAACACCAAGUACACAGAAGUCCUUCAGUCUGCAGGUGAGCAUGGAGCCGGCGGUGUUCCUGGAGGUGGAGAACGAGGUGUCGCUGGUGGCGGGUACGAAGCUCAGCCAGCUGCGAUGCUCCAGAGACGGACGGGACUGGAACACGCUGCUGCCCAGCUCCGUGGUCACAGCUGCAGGGAGCAGUGACGUCCUCGCCGUCGCCUGCGAGGACAGGAUGUUGUCGGUGUUUUCUUCCUGUGGGCGGCGGCUCCUUCCCGCCAUCCAGCUGGGUACACCUGUGUCAGCGCUGCACUGCUCCGCCCACUUCGUCAUGGCUCUGACUGCUGGAGCGACGCUCUCCGUCUGGGACGUUCAGAAGCAGAAGGCUCUGGUGAAGAACGAGUCUCUUCUCACGAUUUUAUCUGGUGCUGACACCACAGUAUCUCAGUCUCUGCUGACUCAGCAGGGAGUUCCAGUCAUCGGACUGUCCAACGGGAAGUCGUACUGCUUCAGCUCCUCGCUGGAGACGUGGACUCUGAUCGCAGAUAAAGGAGACUCUCUGGUCCAGUGUGCUGACUUCAGGAGCUGCCUAACUACCCAUGAUGCACCUGUGUCCUCGGGGCCGUUGGCUGUAAUGCAGGGACGCAACCUCAAUGCUGGUCGGCUGGCGUCCCGCCUCUCCUCCACCCCUCACCACCUGCAGCAGAGCAUGACGUUAGCCUUCCUGGAGAAUCAGCUGGCGUCCGCUCUGACUCUGCAGUCAGCGCAGGAGUAUCGCUACUGGCUGCUCAUCUACGCCCGCUUCCUCGUCAACGAAGGCUCAGAGUAUCGUCUCAGAGAGCUCUGUAAGGAGCUGCUGGGUCCCGUCCACAAAUCUGCGGCCACAGCCUGGGAGCCCACCUCUCUGGGUCUUCGUAAGCGGGAGCUGCUGCGGGAGGUUUUACCCGUCAUCGGGGAAAACCUGCGUUUCCAGAGACUGUUCACCGAAUACCAGGAUCAGCUAGAGCUGCUGCGCAACAAAUAACACACACACACAUUAAGACAGACACACACACACACACACACACACACACACACACACUUGGACUCAUCAUGAAACCGGUUUGGUUCGUCCCAGCUCAGCUCAGCUCGGUUGGGGUGAACUCUGACUGCUUUCAUCAGCUUGGGAAGCUUGAAACGCUGACAAACACAGAACUUUACUCACAGCCAGUCCACAGCUCUUCAGGCACCGGGACUCUUCAGUGCCGUCGCUCACCGGGGACGAGUGGGUGCCUCCUUUUUUUUUGUUUGUUUUUUACUCACAUUUUCACUUUGAACUGCCGUCGUUUGUCUUUUUUUUUUUUUUCCUGCUCAGUGUGUGUUUGUUCUGACCUAUGCACCUCUCUCCUGCCCUCCUAAUCAUGAACUCGUGAAGAUGAAUUGAAGAGAGACAGUGUUUGGUUCCUGUUUACUGCCAACGUGCAGCAUCAGCAGCUGUGUGUCCUGUUGAAUCCUCCUCAGAGAGAGAGAGAGAGAGCAGAGGUGAGAUGCUCAUAAAAGGAGAAUAUAAAUCAGAAUGGAUGUAAAGGAGCAAUAUGCUUGUACCAAAGUGAUGCCUUUAAGUGUAGGAAGAACCACACAUCAGAAUCUGCAAGAUGAGGAAAAACGAAGGGCGUCUGCACAAAGAGUCAGCUGAUGUUUCUCAAUCUGCCACUAAGUGACAUAACUGCAGGCCGUCUUUAUAACGACUGUUCUGAUGCCAAAAUGUGAAGUCACAGCGGAAAAGAUGAUUACACUCACACCACCACAGGAUGGGUCUCUGGGAAAUGGAGUCAGAAGGGAUCUCAGAUAUUUAAGUGCAGCUGAUUACAGCCCAAAAGGCAGCAGAGAAAGCGUAACAUUAGAAGAUGUUUUUGUUAUCUAAGAGGAAGCACAGCAGCCAAACCUUCAGUGACUGUGACGUCUGAAUCACUGCCCACGUCUGACUCCACACGAACACAACGUCAGACUGAAUAAUCAAGUACACAAACACACAACUCAGUCCAGUUACCAGGUGAUGAGGAUGCAGAGGUCUGUUGAUGUGCAGUAGCGCUAAUGAGUCAUAUAUUUUGAUCUGCUGCUGGUUUAGACAUCACUGCAACCGUUUGAAGUCCGAUCGUUACGCACAGUGAAGCCCCUUCGUGGGUCAUUACCUGAGCUUCAUCAGCGUCUCUGAUGUUUUAAAACUCGUUUUGUAAACCGGGGAUUUAACAGAGCGACUGUGCUUCAAAUGUCAAGUUUUCAUUGAUAAAGGAGUUCAGAACUAAUCUGUUUUCAGUCAGGUGUUAACCUUCAUCAGGACAGUUCAGAUUAUAUCAUGUUUACCUGUUGUAGUCUCCUCCAGCCUGAAUGAUUGUCUUUAUAACGUCACCCUGAGGUUCACCAACAUCUGGAGAGUGAAUCGUCUGGUUCAGGAGGAGGAGCUGAGUGACUGUAAAUAUCAGCUGCUGUCAGGGGAACAGCCUCCUCAACAUUAAUUUCUUUGCUCUGAUAUCUCAUACUAAAGAUACUAAAGAUUUUUAAGGUGCAUCAUGAACACUGAAGUGUCCGAGGUAAUCAGAGACAAACUGACACUAUCAUCUCUGCUCUAGUUUACUCUUUAAAUCCAACAGAAGUGGUUGCAGAUGUCUAAACAGAUGAGCGCUUUCAGAUCGCAGCAUCGUCUUAUUCAUGAAAUCAUGUGACCAGGCUGUAAUCAGAGCGGACCAGUGGAGAAAUGUUAUUUAUGUGUGUUAUUUGGUCCCUUUCACUUCUUGUCUCUCUUGUAAAUAAGCUGAAAUCAGAACUCGGAAACACAACCAGGUCUUGUAAAGGCUAAAACACAUCUUUGCUGCACCCCUGUUUAUUUUAUAUCUUUUGCUGGGCAAAAAACCACUGUUGAAAAAUCUGUUUUUCAGGACUUAAAGGGGGAAAAAAAUACGUUUUUGUGUUUGUCUGACAUCCAUUAACUUGACAUUUAACAGGUUUCAAAGGCCCAAAGGUCACGAAACCUUUCAUCAAUGAACUUCACUUGAAGAGCAACAGUACUUGUGUUCAGCCUUUUAGUUUUACUGCAGCAGCAGUAACACACUCCUCUGCCAGCUCAGUGUGUGUAUAUAAAUGUGGAGUGUAAACUUAGAGAGCUUGUUACCUGCUGUAUUUCACUGCACUGAGGCAGACACACACACACACACACACACACACACACACAACACACACACACACACACAGACACAGACAGACGAGUCCAGAGGAAGAAUGAAUCCCCUUUCUUUACUAAUCUGUACAGCAGUUUUCUUUCUUUCUUUUUUUUUUGUUGUUUUUUUUUUUUUUGUUGUUUUUUUGCCGUUAGUCAUUUUUAAAUGUUUGUACAAGGCAAUUUUUUUUGUUUCCAUUUUCUAUAAGAAAAAGAAAAAAAAUAAGCUGAAGUUUUGCUUUUGAAGAAAGAAAGUUAAAAUUAAACAAAUGAGGAACAGUUGAAUUUUGGUAUUUUUGUAUUUCUUCACUCCGUGUGUGUAAGAACAUGUUAAUUGUCGUUUAUAUAAUGUUUGUGUGAGAGAAAGUGCAUAAAAGAGAAAAUACAGAACUACAUUUAAAAGAUGGUGCAAGAUGAAAAGUCAGUCACUUCCUCCUCUGGGGAACAUGUCAAUUUCAUGGAACUCUAUCUCAUAGUUAAUAUUUCAUUCUGGACCAGAAUCACCGGCGCGCUA